CAAGGAAAUUUCUUCUCGAGGAAAAUUACUUCCUUUUUCGUAGAAAACAUUUUGAUAAUUCUUGAAUGUGAAAACCCUAGAAAAACCCACCUUUUCCCCAUCCUCGAUUUUGUUAAAAGAUUACAAACCGAUAGCCUAAUUUGCACGAACAUAAGAACCCACCGUUGAAGCUUUCAAAUUUGCAGCAGCCAUCUCUUGCCCCUCCAGGGUGUUGUUGCUGGGAGGGUUUGGAUUGGCUUGUUUGACUUGGUUUUUGACUGCAUUGACUUUUGAAAGAGCUUGCUGAGAUGUGGAGAAAAUUUUGCAGAAACUGACGUUAAAUCGACGAUGAAUCGUUGGAGUUGUUGAGAUCGAUUGUGGGUGGUUGAAUUUUAUUGGGUUUGGAAUAGUUUUUCUGAAAAAUGAAUAAAGGUGGGAUUUUUACACGGUAUAGGUGAAGUUGAAUUGGGAUUUAUGGGAUCUUUAGAUUGUUUUAUCAGUUUUGAUUCAGAAUAUAGAGCUUGACAAGUAUAGUCGAAGUUCGAGGCAAAAAUCAGUGGCGAUUUAUUCUUUUAUGGGCACUUGAGGCAAAUUACACAAUGGCCGAAGAAGCUCCAUCAAGCUCGAGUUCAUUACCUCCAUUUCUUGCAAAGACUUACGAGAUGGUAGACGAUCCUUCAACCGACACUGUCGUUUCUUGGAGUCGAAAUAAUAAAAGCUUCAUCGUCUGGAAUCCUCCGGAAUUUUCGAGAGACCUUCUGCCUAGAUUCUUUAAGCACAACAAUUUUUCGAGCUUCAUUAGGCAGCUCAACACAUAUGGUUUCAGAAAAGUCGACCCCGAACAGUGGGAAUUCGCUAACGAUGAUUUCGUCAAAGGUCAGCCUCAUCUCAUGAAGAACAUCUACAGACGAAAGCCUGUUCACAGCCAUUCGACACCUAAUAUACCCUCACCACCUCCGUUAACCGAAGCCGAAAGGAAAAAAUAUAAAGACGAUAUUAACCGCCUGAGAUCCGAUAAAGAAACACUCAACAAAGAAAUCCAGAGAUAUACAGAACAGCAAAACAAUCUCAAAUCGCAAAUGAGAUUGUUAAUCGAUCGAGUACAAAAUGUCGAACGGAGCCACUCGACUAUGUUAUCUUCCUUGGCCAGCACUCUUCGCGGGCCCGCUUUUUCCUUUGAUCGAAAGAGAAGGCUCCCCUGGAGCAGUUAUUUACGCGAUGAGACGCGUGAUUUUGGUUCGGUUGAGAAUUUGGACGAAAAUGCCCUUCUGACUUUGAACAGGGAAAUGAUAGAGCGGCUAGAGUCCUCUCUGGUGUUCUGGGAGAAAAUGGUGAUGGGUAUUGAAGAAGGCCCGGGCCAGGCCCAGGCCCAAACGAAUUCUUCAUUGGAGUUAAUGGAGUGUGGGCCCAGCCCAUGCAUAUCGUACACCCAGCUGAAUUUGGAUGAUGAUGCUGAGGGGUUAAAAAUUUCCGAAAUCGACAUGAAUUCCGAACCUAAAACGGGCUUUGAUUCGGAGGCUGCGGCUGAGGAGGAACAACAGCGGGCUAGCGGGAAGACGGGAGUUAAUGACGUGUUUUGGGAGCAAUUUCUUACGGAAAAUCCCGGUUCGAACGAAACGCACGAGAGCAAGAAAAACGAGACUAAACCGGGAGAUCACGGGCCUUAUUGGUGGAGCUCGAGGAGUGUGAGUAGCCUUACAGAGCAAUUAGGGCAUCUUACUUCGGCUGAGAAGACUUGAUCGAUCGAUCGAUGGUGCUUUGUAGAGGUUAUAUAUGCUGUACCU
Messenger RNA from Striga asiatica, 1763 nucleotides. NCBI's taxonomy places the organism in Eukaryota, Viridiplantae, Streptophyta, Magnoliopsida, Lamiales, Orobanchaceae. The record is from the annotation of a GenBank genome assembly.